Messenger RNA from Engraulis encrasicolus (European anchovy), 1560 nucleotides. RefSeq names its product homeobox A10b (gene hoxa10b). Gene Ontology annotation, cellular component: nucleus. The coding region runs from base 292 to 1326 and encodes 344 amino acids. The record is from RefSeq and is a predicted model, not a curated record. Gene Ontology annotation, biological process: regulation of transcription by RNA polymerase II. Gene Ontology annotation, molecular function: DNA-binding transcription factor activity, RNA polymerase II-specific; RNA polymerase II cis-regulatory region sequence-specific DNA binding. The transcript is spliced from 3 exons. NCBI's taxonomy places the organism in Eukaryota, Metazoa, Chordata, Actinopteri, Clupeiformes, Engraulidae.
CACAGGUUCCUUUCUGCGCGAGCUGAGUUUUGCUCCACCACAGCUGAUGGACAUUUCACCGGUUUGUAAUCAUUCCAGUCAUGCAAUAAACAGACACAGUGGAGGAGUUCAAGGUUUUAAUGGUUUUAUCGGUUUCCUUUUAACGGUUCAUUCUGGUCCUGGUCCUGUGUGUGUGUGUGUGCGAGAGAGGGGGCGGAGUCUUCACUGUUGUUGCUCUUUAAUUGGCUGCGAGCUCGCGCUGAGUCUCAUGCUGCUUAUCGGUAAUUAUAUUCGGCCUAUUUUGCACGAGAAAUGUCAGCCACACUGGGCUCGCGCGGGGCUCCGUCCUGCUAUCGCACCAAGAUGUCAUCAUGCCCACCGGAGAACCUACCGGGCGCUACCGGAAACUCUUUCCUCGUGGACACCCUGAUAAGCGCGAGAGCUGGUGAAAGCGACUCGUGUCACCAGGGCCCCGGAGUUUAUUUUCAGCCUCGAGGCUCGGAGUUUUCUUACGGACUGUCUGAUGGGAGCUCGGGCUGUUUCUCGGGAUUUCACUGUAACGAGACUCCGCCGCGCGAGAGCUCGACACUGCACCACUACAAGCAGAGCAUGGGCGCGUGGCUGGAGACUUCAGCACUGAGCAGCAGCCAGCCCACGCGCGCCCUCUCCCCCGGUAAUGGCAUCAAGGAGGAGAAUUUGAGCUGCCUAUACGAGACGGAGAGGCGCGAGGAGGAGACUCCCAAAGACUUCUCGGAAGAUAAUCCCUACCUGCACGCGACGCCUGGCUGUCCAUCCGGCACCAGCAGCGUCCCCGUGCCAGUUCCCGGUUACUUCCGCCUGUCACACACACCCACGAGCUCCAAAUGCUACUCCGAGCUGCAGUUCCCCUCCGCUCUGCCGCGAGCCGCUUGCAGAGACCUGUCCUCACGAGACACAUCCUCUCCUGCCUCAUCACCUGCGCCGGACACCGUCGACCACGCGCCACAAGCAUGCGCACCCUGCACACCAGCGCGAGACAAGGACACUCGGCAGCUCCAAUCUACACCACCCUCGCCGGAGCCCCAAGAGAAGCGCGAGGGCAGCCCCGGGAAGGCGAAGAAAGGUAGUUGGCUGACGGCUAAGUCUGGUCGUAAGAAGAGGUGUCCGUACUCCAAGCUGCAGACUCUGGAGUUGGAGAAGGAGUUCCUGUUCAACAUGUACCUCACACGCGACAGGAGAAUGGAGAUCAGCAGAUACACACACCUCUCCGACCGACAGGUGAAGAUCUGGUUCCAAAAUCGCCGCAUGAAACUAAAGAAGAUGAGCAGAGAGAACCGCGGACGCCAUCUUGGAUACGGUUACCCCUGACAACCAUCACCGCGACAACCAUCUUCGAUACGGUUACCCCUGACAUCUGCGGCCACCAUCUUGGAUACGGUUACUCUUGACAACCAUUACCAUGGCAACAAUGCGUCAGCCAUCUUGGCUAUCGAUACUAAGCUGUGCUGUAGUCCUCUGUGCAAGUGUUGCCAGAUGUGUCUGAUCCUUUCCAGCCCAAACGCUGCUCAAAAACUGCCUGGAGGCACUAAAUUCCGCCCUUCA